This is a messenger RNA of Sphaeroforma arctica JP610, 1533 nucleotides long. RefSeq lists its product as hypothetical. Lineage: Eukaryota; Ichthyosporea; Ichthyophonida. The transcript is spliced from 3 exons. The annotation marks the transcript as partial. The record is from RefSeq and is a predicted model, not a curated record.
AACGCAGUCUCCUCUGAUGAAACCGGAUUGACUGAUUCGGAAGACUGUUCAAGUAUAUCUGAUGCAGAGCAACUGGAGGUCUCAGAGGAUUUGUUAGAAGUCAGUGAAUGCAGUGAAGCAGAUGACGGUUUCGAGGAGGAAGUUACAAGUCAACAAACACCGCCUGGCUGGGAAGAAAACCGGCCCACACCUGAGAUACUCGAUUGUAGUGACAUCGAGGCAGAAGAAGCACCAAAGGUAACUCCGAUUAUUCGAAAGCACAAAAAUAGGAAAGAUAACACCGAACGGCAGAGUCCAACUUCUAAUGAUACCGAAGGUUACUGUUUGGCCGAUGGCAUCAAAGAAAUAGAAAUUGCGACACGGCAAAAGGAGGGAAACAAUGUAGAUAUCGGGAAUAGCGAAUCUGAACUUUGCAGCAGCACAGAUGCAGCGAAAGGCAUUCAAAGUUUGGGUGUAGUUGCCACGGGUGAUAUCAAAACGCCAGGCAAAUCGGGAAGCGCAAAUGGAGUUGUAAACCCUCAAAACUUGCAGAACAGAUCUAUCAAUGAGCGAGAGUGCAUAACUGGUGACAUUGCUGCGGGUACAAGUUCGCCUGUGACUAAGUCGCAUGCACGCGGGAAUGAGCCGGACGCAGUGGAGGCAGAUGAGCACUUAGCCCUGUGCGACGACACACAAUGUGACGAAGUCGCUGAUGUGCCGUCUACCAUCAGCGAUGGCGUGGGGGAACUACGAUUAACAAGAGAUGCGCGUAUGGCAGCCACUGACGUUGAUGUUUCCAGAGCUAUCCCCGAUGAAAUAGAUACACCCAAUGCCGAAGACAUGGGCAUGAAAGGGCUUUCCAGUAUUUCCGAUGGCAAUGUGAUCUUAGGUGCUAGAUCUAUUGAACAGCAUGAUGCCGCAACGGCUGCAUCCAAUUCGUACCCUGACGCUACCGACAGUGAUCUGCAGGGCUCUGGGGAUGAAUUGGUAAAUAGGACUGAUUCCAUCGAGACUUCUGACAACGGAUUGAGAUGUGAGUACGAGAGUGACCAGAGUAGUAUACACAAUGCACCAGUGGACUCCAAGGGAACUCAGGAUGAUAGGAUAGACGAGAUAGUGCCUUGCGCAGACUUGCAAAUCAAUGGUAAGGAUGUCACAAAGGACGAUGAAGAUGCUAUGCUUUGUGAGGAAAUCAUUGCACUACACACUGAAGGUACAACUGAACAUACAAUUCAUUCUAUUAAGAAUGGCAGUGUAUCCGAAGGAAAUAAGACCCUACAAAGCAGCGGAAAAGUGAAAAGUCAACCAGACUUACGGGGGAACACUUCACAAUCACAUGGUGAUGGAGACAACCAUGAUGAAACAGAGGAGAGAAGGCAACUACUCGUUGCCACUACGAUGGAAGAGGCUAUAGACUCUCGACUGGAAAUGGCCAAGAGUGCACGAGUGGUGUUGUGCAAAGCAUUGACAAAAUUUGGACACACCUACACUGAUGACAGGCUGAUACAAUUUGCAAGUAAGGAGGGCAUCGUGUUUAAUACUGCCAAUACUUAG